UCUUAGUCCCUGGGGAAAGUCCCUGCAGUGGAAAUGCAGCUAAAGUCUUUUUGAAGGUUGAAUCAAGGCUGUUUUUACUGCAAGGCUCAGUAUAACUUCAACAGUCUGUCUUCCCUGCUUGUUUCAGUAGGAGCUUCAUGUAAAAAGCCACACCCACUGGCCUUUAAGGUCCUCAGUAAGAUCAGACAACCUCUUACUUUAAUCACCUGGACUGACCUCAGGGAGGACGGAUAUGUGCUAAACUGCAGCUUUUUCUAGCUGCUGCUGCUGUUGCUUGUAUAGAGGAGGCUUAGCUGAGUCAUCACACUUCUUCCUGACAUGAAAAAACAAGUGACAUUUGCAGAAAAUCAGAUGGUACACAGGUAUAGCGGGAUGAAUGAGUCAAAAAUGGUAACAGCCGCUGUAAACUUCAAAAAUGGUCUGAAAAUCUACAGACAACCAGCUGCAAGAUGUGAACCACAACUCCAACACACAACGACCAUACCAAUCCCCAAAACCAUGACCACAGCCCCAUUCUUGACGCACACGGCACUAACACCAGCUCAGAAGGAGUAUCUGUAUACUGUUGCAGCUUCCUACAGUACAACACACGUGCGUGACCUCAUCACCCAACACUACAUGAAUGUGCUGCACAGGUGUAUACGAGCAGGCAACAAUCCUGAGAGAGACAAUAACCUUGUUGCGACCUCAGCGGCAAAUGAUGCGAGUGCAAAACAUCAAUCAGAUGUUCCUUCCAGGGUGAAACACAAGGGGAAGUUAAACACUGGUGCAAGGAAUCCUGGGAAAUCCCUUCUCCCCAAAAUUCCAAGCAGACAAGCCAGGAGCCAGAAUCGAGCUGGAGGAAGAGGAGGAGGAGGAGGAGGAGGAGGAGGAGGAAGAAGAGAAUGGUCUGGAUGAUUAUAUGAGUGAAUGUAUGAGUUCACUCUCUAUGGGAUGAUGACACAUUUUCAGAUUCAUGUCAUGUUUAUCACAAUAACAUUUUGUAUUUGAAAAUAACCUGAAAACAAUAGUGAAUGGGGAUUUUUAUUGUAAAGAUUGUAACAGCUCAGUUUGCAGAUGACACAUGCCUGAUCAUUAGUGGAAAAACAUGUACUAGGUCAUGUUGUGUAUUGAUGCUCCCCAGUGGCAGAAAGAGGAAUCUCUCUGAAGAUUUAAUUUCCCAGAAGUCACAUGAUCAUUUUCCCAGCAGUCACGUGCUUGCUGGUUGGAUUUGAGAGGAGAAAUAAUGGGAUGACAUCUCAUUGACUAAAAUUGGAUGUGCUCGCAUGAUUGGCUCUCUGGAGUGGCCACAACCACAUACAUUUUUUUAUCAGCAACUUCAGGAUCAACUAAAAACAAACAGCAGCAGAUGAUAAAAAGUAGAGUUU
Messenger RNA from Thunnus maccoyii (southern bluefin tuna), 1367 nucleotides. RefSeq lists its product as uncharacterized. Lineage: Eukaryota; Metazoa; Chordata; Actinopteri; Scombriformes; Scombridae. The transcript has 6 exons. The coding region runs from base 319 to 897 and encodes 192 amino acids. The record is from RefSeq and is a predicted model, not a curated record.